Sphaeroforma arctica JP610 is the source of this 450-nucleotide messenger RNA. RefSeq lists its product as hypothetical. Bases 1 to 450 code for a protein of 149 amino acids. The record is from RefSeq and is a predicted model, not a curated record. Lineage: Eukaryota; Ichthyosporea; Ichthyophonida. The transcript has a single exon.
AUGUUGGGAAGCUUGUGUCUGCCAUGGCACAUGAUCAGCCAUCGGAUAAACGAGGGAGCCGGCAACGGAAUACACGUAGCCUGUCUCCUCACAGUAGAGGCUCCUUUGGUUCGUUCCGUGACCACAGUCAUUCGCGUGACCAAGACCAUGAUCGUGGCCGAUCGUAUGGCCGGUAUCGUAGCCGUAAUUCAGAUGAUUAUGGUCGUUCGAGUGGCAGGUACCGUAGGGAGCGUUCACAGGAUAGUCGCUAUCAAGAGCGUGACAACAAUCGGUACGGACACGCCCGUCGACAGUAGUCUAAUGACACUCGUCAACCCCAGAGUACUCGUCCAUCUAGCCAGGAUGUACCCACAUGUCCCAAAUGUAAACUGCGCCAUCGGGACAAACCAUGCCCGGUUUGCCAUACUUGCCAACAACCUAAACACUAUUCUAAUAAGUGCCCGUCGUUGA